AUGAACUGCCCCUCGCGGACCGACGAUACCCUCGACAACCCCGGCUGGAAUCAGAACCCACCUCCCUUUAGCCCAGAUACUACGACCCGCAACGACUUCAACGGCCUUGCAAACGCGCGAGUCCAUCGCAAGCAUGCCGCAGGGACGGGGGGCGCCGCCGGCGACGAUACCAUGGCGAUCGAUCCGCGACCGCAGAGUUUGGAAAACCCGGACCCAGCAAUAGAGAAGAGACCGGGCGGCGAAGUGACCGUAGCGGCCUCGAGGUGUGAAUCACCUUCGAGGACCUGCGGUUCACCUCGCCGUCCUUUCUCUAACUUUUCAUUCUCUGCCUCUACGCAGCAUUGUGUGCGCAGUUUGGUCAAAUUCGGCCGCUUCAUCGGCCCUGGGUUCCUCAUUGCGGUCGCCUAUAUCGAUCCGGGAAACUAUGCCACGGAUGUCGGCGCCGGCGCACAGUUUAAAUUUGCUCUACUGUUUAUCGUUCUCUUGUCCAACCUCUUUGCGGUCCUUCUACAAUCUCUGUGCAUCAAGCUGGGUUCGGUGACGGGCCUCAAUUUGGCGGAGAAUUGUCGCGAGCAUCUCCCCCGAUGGCUGGUCAUUAUACUGUACAUUAUGGCCGAGGGGGCGAUCAUUGCCACCGAUAUUGCAGAGGUGGUUGGUUCUGCGAUUGCGCUGAACUUGCUUCUUCACAUUCCUCUCGUCGCAGGAUGUGCGAUCACUCUAGUGGAUGUCUUCUUCCUGUUGCUGUUCUGGCGGCCGAAUGGCUCGAUGCUGGGCCUGCGCCUUUUUGAGUUCUUCGUGAUGGCUUUGGUCCUUGGCGUGGUGAUUUGCUUUUGCAUUCAGCUAUCCCUCAUCAAGGACCAAUCGGUGGGAGAAGUCUUCAGAGGUUACCUCCCAUCUUCUGCUAUUGUGCAAUCCGAAGGUCUCUACCAAAGUUGCGGUAUUCUGGGUGCUACAGUCAUGCCUCACUCCCUCUUCCUAGGUAGUGGGGUGGUGCAAGCUCGACUAAAAGACUUUGAUGUUACUGCGGGAUACGUCGAGUCUACUGUGCCUCUGGGAAGCAAUGGCGGCCAGGUAGAGUACCGACCUACCCUCCACGCCAUUCGCGGUUGCAUGAAAUACUCCAUCAUCGAACUGGCACUGUCCCUGUUCACUUUUGCAUUGUUCGUCAACAGUGCGAUUCUCAUCGUCGCGGGCGCGUCUCUCUACGAUGUUGCCGGCGGAAGUAGUGCCGACCUUUUCGGCAUCCACGACCUUCUUUCCUCGUCCGUCUCGCCAGCUGCCGGGUUAAUUUUUGCUUUGGCUCUCCUUCUUUCCGGUAUUUCGGCCGGCAUUGUCUGUACCAUGGCCGGCCAGAUGGUCAGUGAAGGCAUGCUGAACUGGAGCAUUCAGCCUUGGCUGCGAAGACUCAUCACUCGAUGCAUCAGCAUUAUUCCCAGUAUCAUCAUCGCGGCAGCUGUCGGCAAAGAAGGUCUUGACAAGACCCUGACAGCUAGCCAGGUCUGCCUCAGCGUUAUCCUGCCUUUCGUCUCUGCCCCGCUCAUCUGGUUCACAUGUUUUAGUAAAUACAUGACCGUCUCGACUGAGCAGACAGCCGAUGGCGAAGGUGAAGGCGAUGUCCAGGUCGACCAAGUGUCCAUGCGCAACCACUGGUUUACCUCUCUGGUAGCCAUACUCGUGUGGCUUCUCAUUGCCGUGAUGAAUGUGGCCUUGCUAGUAUUGGUGGGUAUGGGCAAGGCGUAA
Messenger RNA from Penicillium cataractarum, 1740 nucleotides. Its product is annotated as NRAMP family metal ion transporter. The record is from RefSeq and is a predicted model, not a curated record. The transcript has 2 exons. Lineage: Eukaryota; Fungi; Ascomycota; Eurotiomycetes; Eurotiales; Aspergillaceae. Gene Ontology annotation, cellular component: membrane. The coding region runs from base 1 to 1740 and encodes 579 amino acids. Gene Ontology annotation, biological process: iron ion transport; intracellular manganese ion homeostasis. Gene Ontology annotation, molecular function: cadmium ion transmembrane transporter activity; manganese ion transmembrane transporter activity.